Molecule: messenger RNA, 4313 nt
Organism: Pimephales promelas (fathead minnow)
Lineage: Eukaryota; Metazoa; Chordata; Actinopteri; Cypriniformes; Leuciscidae
Gene: usp4
Product: ubiquitin specific peptidase 4
Biological process (GO): protein deubiquitination
Cellular component (GO): nucleus
Molecular function (GO): cysteine-type deubiquitinase activity
Source: RefSeq, a predicted model, not a curated record
GCGAUUACUGCGGGUUCACUCGCUGCACGAUGGCGGAGGGAGGCGGACCCGAGUCGGGUACCGCUUCGGACCCUGACGAGAAGCCGGUGAUCACACAGACACCAGUACCGUCCACCGAGAGUCAAAAGCAGAGCAUCGGUACACUGCUGAAAACGCCACUUCGAAAGGGAGACGAGUGGUAUUUGAUUGACAGCCGGUGGUUCAAACAGUGGAAGAAAUAUGUGGGCUUUGACAGCUGGGAUUUGUACAAUGUUGGAGAGCACAAUCUGUACCCAGGACCCAUUGACAACUCUGGACUCUUUUCAGAUCACGAGUCCCAGACGUUGAAAGAGCAUCUCAUAGAUGAGUUAGACUAUGUUUUAGUGCCUACAGAGGCCUGGAAUAAGCUGGUCAGCUGGUAUGGCUGUCUGGAGGGUCAGAAGCCCAUCAUCAGAAAGGUUGUUGAACAUGGAAUGUUUGUGAAGCACUGUAAAGUGGAAGUGUAUUUACUUGAGCUGAACUUGUGCGAAAAUGACAACAUGGAAAAAGUUGUCACCCGCCAUUUCAGCAAAGCAGACACUAUAGAUACUAUUGAGAAGGAAAUGAGGACUUUAUUCGACAUCCCAUCUGAAAAGGAAACUCGUCUUUGGAAUAAAUAUAUGAGUAACACUUAUGAACAACUUAACAAGCUUGACAGCACUGUACAGGACGCAGGGCUUUUUCAGGGGCAGGUGCUUGUUAUAGAGAAGAAGAAUGAGGAUGGCACAUGGCCCAGACAGACCUGCCAUUCCAAGUCCAGUACUUCCACCUCUCGGAAUUAUACAACCUCCCCAAAACUCUCUUCGAACUCAUCUGCUACCAUAUCCUCCACAAUAACAAAUGGGGAUAGCAAUAGCAACUCUGGCUACAUGCUGAACAACAGUUCUUCUGGUAACAGAUUGGGAAGUUAUAACUCCUACAGCUCCUCUUACAGUUACAGAGAAUCUGCCGCUCAACCAGGUCUCUGCGGUCUGAGUAACCUGGGCAACACCUGCUUCAUGAACUCUGCCCUCCAGUGCCUGAGCAAUACUCCCCCUCUGACGGAAUAUUUCCUGGAGGACCGGUAUGAAGCUGAGAUCAACCGGGAAAAUCCAUUAGGGAUGCGAGGGGAGAUUGCAGAGGCCUACGCAGAUCUGGUCAAACAGACGUGGCUUAGUCGGAGCAGUUACGUGGCUCCACGCACUUUUAAAACCCAGGUGGGUCGGUUUGCCCCGCAGUUCUCAGGGUACCAGCAACAAGACUCUCAGGAGCUGCUGGCCUUUCUGCUAGACGGCCUACAUGAGGACCUUAACCGAGUUAAGAAGAAGCCUUACCUGGCCCUGAGAGAUGCUGAGGGACGGCCUGAUGAGAUUGUAGCUAAGGAAGCAUGGGCGAAUCACCGGUUGCGGAAUGAUUCCAUUAUCGUGGACAUCUUCCAUGGCUUGUUCAAAUCUACACUGGUCUGCCCAGAAUGCUCCAAAGUUUCCGUUACCUUUGACCCAUUCUGCUACCUCACGCUGCCCCUGCCCAUGAAAAAGGAUCGCACUAUGGAGGUGUUCCUGGUCCGCACUGACCCGCAGUUCAGACCCAUGCAAUACCGUGUAGUGGUUCCCAAAAUGGGUGUUGUAGCAGACCUGUGCAGUGCUUUGGCCAAGCUAUCUGGACUUCCUUCAGAGAAUAUGGUUGUGGCAGAUGUUUACAAUCACAGAUUCCACAAAAUCUACAAACGGGAUGACGGUCUCAAUCAAAUAAUGGAGAAGGAUGACAUUUUUGUUUAUGAGGUGUUAGAGGAAGAUGGUGAGAGGAUGAACCUGCCAGUGUACUUCAGAGAGAGGCAUGCUAAGCACAGUGGAGGCUCUUCAGGCACAAUGCUCUUUGGCCAGCCUCUCCUCAUAACCGUCCCGCGCCACAACCUCACCGUGGAUACCCUCUAUGAGCGUGUGCUGGAGAGGAUCGGGCGUUACGUUAAACGUUCACAGGGAACCAUUACAGACAGCAGAGCAUCUGCAUCUGCCUCAGCCACAUCGUCUAGCAGCAGCCAAUCACCAGAAUGCCUCGCUUCAGUGUCCACUCACAGCACAGGGCUGAGUAGUUGCAGCAGCCCAGUUUCAGAUGGAGCAUCCUGCAGUGCUGGAUCCAACGGCAGCAACCACUCCAGCAACGGCCCCAAUGGAGUCUGUGAUGGUGAUGAGGAAGCCAUGGACCACCAGGAGAGUCCAGAACCAGAAAACAGCCACUCAGACACUGUGGAUGGAGAGGAUGAUUCUGAACCAGAGAAUGGGCCCAAUAGCAGCGGUGGAAAAUCUUUUACUUCUCGGCCAAAACUCUUUUCUUUCAGCAUGGUCAAUUCCUACGGCACAGCCAACAUCAGUUCUCUCCCGUUUGAUGGAAAUCUCCUAAAGCUCACAACACACUCAACAGUAGCCAUUGACUGGGACUCGGACACGAAGAAACUAUGCUACGAUGACCAGGAAGCUGAGGCCUAUGAUAAACAUGAGAGUAUGCUACAUGCUCAGAAGAAGAAGACCACAGUAGCUUUACGAGAGUGCAUCGAGCUCUUUACUACAAUGGAGACCCUAGGAGAACAUGACCCCUGGUACUGCCCCACGUGUAAGAAACACCAGCAGGCCACAAAGAAGUUUGACCUGUGGUCUCUCCCACGCAUUCUUGUUGUCCAUCUGAAGCGUUUCUCUUACAACCGCUGCUGGAGAGACAAGCUCGACACGGUCGUGGACUUUCCAAUUAGGGAUUUAAACAUGUCAGAGUUUGUUUGCGACCCCAAAGCUGACCCAUAUGUCUAUGACCUCAUUGCUGUUUCCAACCAUUAUGGAGGAAUGGGUGGAGGCCACUACACGGCAUACGGCAAGAACAAGAUGGAUGGAAAAUGGUAUUACUUUGACGACAGCAGUGUGUCUGCUGCUACUGAGGAUCAGAUUGUGACUAAAGCAGCCUACGUGCUUUUUUACCAACGUAGAGACGCAGACACACCGUCCAAAUCCACCCCCUCCGCAUCACUAGGUGGAGCUUCAGAGACCCCGGACGACCACAUGGACACCAACUGAUUUUCUUUUAGUCUUUCAAGGACUGGCACUGAAACAAAAACUACAUAAAGAUGAAAUCAACAAUGCAUCGACGCACAUCCCUGGCUACUUCAGUGACUAUUAAAGGCUCACAAACAGGCCCUCUGUUUUUAGCUUUAUUUUAUUUUAUUUUCUUUCACACAUGCGUCUUUAUCAAGAGCCAAAAAAGAAUAUUAAUAAUAAAUAAAGAGAAUUUUAGUUUGAAGCGUGACAUGAAAGACUUUCUUCUUGGACCUCGAUGCCUGCUGAUUAUAGAAGCUUGUUUCUUUCAGUGUGAAAUGAGAACGAGGGUGAAACGGCGAUGUAACCUCUUUGGACGACAUGAAUGUUAGGUGAAAUAGAUCAGGAGAGGGGAAAUGCCUAAAAAUAGACUAUGUAUGCAACAUUACGCUUCUCUGAAAUGUAAAAUUAUGCCUCGUCUACCCACUCACGUUGGACUCUAGCUAUCAGCAUCUUGUAACAUGUGCCUCCUGUGAAGAAUAGACUCUGUGUUUUUAAUAACUUAAGCGUGUGGCACAGAGGUUCUCUCAGAGAUGCUUGCGCUCUUAUAUUAAAUAUUGUCUCCAGGUUUCCUUUAUCCUAUCACAAGCCACACCUUUUGUUAAAUAUGCCAUGCCGGAGAGUGUUGUCUUGAAAUAUUUCAAAUUCAGAGCUGCUUAACUAUAUCACAAUGUUAGGUUUAUCAUCACGAUGUUUAUUUAGGGCGAGGCUGAUCUCUAAUAUAUUCACACACAGCCUUCACACCCCAAAUACUGUGCAAAGGGAAGCUUAAGAAUCAGUGGAACAAGUGAACGUAAGUCACAGUCGUGCCCCAAAACAGUUCCAAAGCAUCUCAUUUCUGAUCUGAUGGUUUGUGCUUUAAUAAUGCUUCUUUUUUUUUUUCUCUUUAUGGUGGAUGUUUCUCUCUAAAUGGCUUCAGUCCUGAGAAAUAUGGAGCCUGCUUGUAACACUUGAACAGGUAUAUGUACACAACAGAGAGGAACACAAAGAAUGGCCAUUGUUUUAAUUAAGAACAGCCUUAAAGAUGCAGCUGUCGUUAUUACAUGAAGGUGUACAUUGGGAGAUUUACCCUGCGUUUAGGUGUGGCAUCAUGUGUGUCGGAUGACAGCUCAUGCUGCUAAGAACAUGAUACACUUUCUUUUUCUGUGUGACAAAACAGCAUGCAAAUUUUGAAAUCUGCAAAAUGAUAACUAUAUGGUUGUUCCUGGUGUUUACCUUUCUAUGGCAAAUCCACUG